Molecule: messenger RNA, 2237 nt
Organism: Phialemonium atrogriseum
Lineage: Eukaryota; Fungi; Ascomycota; Sordariomycetes; Cephalothecales; Cephalothecaceae
Product: sorting nexin mvp-1, variant
Exons: 4
Coding region: 388-1950 (520 amino acids)
Biological process (GO): protein targeting to vacuole; retrograde transport, endosome to Golgi
Cellular component (GO): endosome
Molecular function (GO): phosphatidylinositol-3-phosphate binding
Source: RefSeq, a predicted model, not a curated record
GUGAGUACCUGCCCAUGCGUCACAUCCUCCCCAUCAUUCCCUUAUCUUAUCUUGCGGAUCGACCGACCUCUCAGAGCGAUCUGGGAGCUUUGUCGUUACUUGAUUUCCAUUAAUUCAUCAUUUGCCUACCUGCUUAUUACAGAACCCGAAGCUCAAGCUCGAAGUGGGUCCCAAUCUUGGAGAGGUACCUCUGGGCUAACCUCUUUCUUGUUUAACCAUUCAGACCUGCCCCAGCCCAAGCUUCCCGGCCUCGUCGACAAGAUUCCUGUUCUACCUCACGCUUCGGAACUGGCUGCAAAACCACCGCAGCGCCCAGUCACUCCCCCGCAAGCCAUUAAGCCGACGCCUCCGCAUCCGCAUCAGUCUCGCUCCGCCGCGAAGGUGUCGAUGGAUUACCCCGACGACCCGUGGAAUACGCCCGACCUGCACAAGAACCACAACCACCCGCCCGACCCGCACCGCCCGAAUAUUGUCGAUGCGCCCGUUCCUGCUGUUAAUGGCAACGGAGUGCACGGCGCCGUGCCCGAGCACGGGCUGCCGACGAGGACGACCUCGACCUUCACCACUGGCACCGUUGGUUCGGGUACGGGAUCGGCUCGUCGGAGCACCGGGUCUGUAGGUGGCAGCUCUGGCGGCGAGUGGGGCUACUAUGAUAGCAGUGCAGGUAGCUUCACUGCAGCCCCGGCCGGCGACUUGGGGACGAGUCCCUUCGGCGGCGGCAACGGCGGUGGACGAGAGCCGGGAGGCCAGCCGCCGGCCGUGACCCCUACCAGGACGAUUGGCAGCGGGAGGACAGGAAACGCCAUUGAGGAGAACAUUGUGGUCUCGCUCAUGCCUGAGAAGGAGGGCGUGUUCCUGUUCCAACACCACAAUUACGAAGUCCUGAGCACGAGGAGGGGGGGCAAGGUCAUCAGGAGGUACAGUGACUUUGUCUGGUUACUGGAUUGCUUGCACAAGCGCUAUCCUUUCCGAGCAUUGCCUCUGCUGCCUCCAAAACGAGUUGCCGUCAACGGUAACCACUUCUCCAACGAUGGCGCCUUUAUUGAGAAACGUCGGCGCGGUUUGGCUAGGUUCCUCAAUGGCCUAGUCCGACAUCCCAUCCUCAGUCAGGAACAGUUGGUGGUUAUGUUCCUAACCGUGCCAACUGAGCUCUCGGUCUGGCGUAAACAGGCCACAAUCUCGGUCCAGGAUGAGUUCACCGGCCGGCCACUCCCUCCGGGGCUCGAAGACUCCCUCUCCCCUGUUCUAGACGACAUGUUCGAUCGUACCCAGUCUGGCAUCCGUCGCAGCUCCGACCUAUACAUCAGCGUGUGCAACAUUAUGGACCGUCUCGUGAAGCGCUACAUCGGGGUAUCGGCGGACCAUGCACGCAUCGCCAUGUCACUCACCGCCCUCGCGGAAGCCAGCGGCGACACCUACGCCACGGAUACCAACGACGUCCCGUUGCUCAACGACGGCCUGCAGGCGAUGAGCAAGCAUCUGAGGUCCGGGCAGUCGCUCAUGGAGGACGAGGCCCACGCGUGGGACGAGGGUGUCCUGGAGGAUCUGAAGAGGCAGCGCGAUGCCCUCGUUUCGGUCAGGGAUCUGUUCGACCGCCGAGAGAGGCUGGACAGGGAUAACAUCCCGUCCCUGGAGAAGAGGAUACACAGCAACGAGACAAAACUGGCGCAUCUGAGAUCCAAGCCGGAUGGAAUGGUCAAGCCGGGGGAGAUCGAUAAGGUCGUGGAGGCUAUCAUCAAGGAUAAGGAGUCUAUCGUCAACCAGCAUAACCGGUCUGUCUUCAUCAAGGAAUGCCUCAGGGAUGAGCUCAUAUACUUCCAGAGCACACAGUACCACGUCUCCCGGUGGAACCAGGACUGGUCCCAGGAGCGCGUCAAGUACUCAGAGCUGUUGGCCGACAACUGGCGUAGCCUGGUGGACGAGCUCGAGGGCAUGCCCACGGGUGAUUAGCAGCCGGUGUAGAAGAUAUGGAGAAACGGAGGGAGGGAGGGUUGUCCACACAUGGGAGGGCCGCAGCAGAUGGAGCGAUAUACCCCUUGGUUAUUGCUUUCUUUUUCUUUCUCUCUUAAUGUUGUCUUCAGCGCUGUUCAAUGCAUCAUCCAGCGUUACGAUCCAUCCAUGUCAGGUUAUAAUUGUCAAAUUGAUGUUGGUGUGCCUCUAUUGGGUCUAUGGGAGCUUUCUAUUUGCUUGUAGAAUAAGGUGCAGUACAUAAAUUGAACAUGUCGGUUGUUCUCUUU